Messenger RNA from Prorocentrum cordatum, 309 nucleotides. NCBI's taxonomy places the organism in Eukaryota, Dinophyceae, Prorocentrales, Prorocentraceae. The record is from the annotation of a GenBank genome assembly.
AUGAACUGCAUGGAGCCGAUCGCGCCCAGGAAGGAGACGAUCGACACGGCCAGCAUGUGCGCCGCCAGCCAGCGGAAGUUGAAGAUCGGGCAGGCCACGGGCGUCCUCGCCGCCGCUAUCUGCUAUCUGCUGCUUCGCCUCCGCCCUCGCCGACUGUGCGCUGGGAGCGGCCGCACGCGCUCGCCGUCGCGACCGCGUAGCCCACCGCCGUGCGGACGACCAGGCAGGUCGACCGCGGGGCGGCGUCGUCCGCCGCUGGGGGUCCUGACGCCGCGGCCUCCAGGCGCGGGGCCGCGGCUGCGGGCGUAG